Messenger RNA from Topomyia yanbarensis, 576 nucleotides. RefSeq lists its product as uncharacterized. Gene Ontology annotation, biological process: DNA integration. Gene Ontology annotation, molecular function: nucleic acid binding. NCBI's taxonomy places the organism in Eukaryota, Metazoa, Arthropoda, Insecta, Diptera, Culicidae. The transcript has a single exon. The coding region runs from base 1 to 576 and encodes 191 amino acids. The record is from RefSeq and is a predicted model, not a curated record.
AUGAGAUUUACUUCGCUGCGCGGCAGGCCAGGGGUAAUCUACUCCGAUAACGGAAGAAACUUCGUCGGAGCGAGCAGAGAGCUCACCGAACUCCGGAAAAUUUACAACGAUGAGAAUUUCCAGAACAAAUUGGUUGAAAUUGCAGCGGGCAAGGGAAUAAACUUCUCCUUCAUUCCACCUAGGAGCCCCAACUUUGGAGGGUUCUGGAAGGGUAAUAUCAAAGUCAAGAAGCGCUUGUUUGCCGCAGCAGCCCGUGGAGCCUGUUUCAACAUUUUGGAGUUGAAGACUGUGCUCUACCAGGUUGCGGCGAUAAUGAACUCUCGUCCUUUAACCGCGGUCUGGUCGGACCCCAGCGUGCCACAGCCGCUAACCCCUGGUCACUUUCUCAUCGGGAGACCCAUGACGGCUCUACCCAUCCCAAUCAAACUGAUCGAAAACGGUAACCUUUCAAUACGCUGGAAGUGCAUUCAGUGUCAAACCCUGCAAUUUUGGAACAAGUGGCAAGAUGAAUACUUGCAACACCUGCGCUGCGUAGCUAAGUGGACCAAACGACAGCCUAAUUUGGAAAUUGGAUAA